Messenger RNA from Pelagomonas calceolata, 1347 nucleotides. The record is from the annotation of a GenBank genome assembly. NCBI's taxonomy places the organism in Eukaryota, Pelagophyceae, Pelagomonadales, Pelagomonadaceae.
CGCUUUUGCGACGCGACACGGGCGCACUAUGCAAGCCUGAGUCGUGAUUCGUGCAGCAUUGCACUAGGCGCACGCGGUCGCAGCGAUAAACCGAUGCAUAAAACCGCAGACUAGCUGAUGUCGGCCCACCAGCUCCACCGGUCCCUCGCACGGCUCAACCUGCGCUGCUUUAAUGUAAGGCCACAACGCGUGCAGAUCUUGCGAACGCCGACGGCCUUUUACGAGUCACUCAUCGAGCGCUGCGACCACGCGACGACUCGCGUGACGCUCAGCGCCUUAUACUGGGGCACGGGCCCGCUAGCUUUGAACCUAGCGGAGGCCGUGGCGCGCGCGGCGAGCCGCGGCGUCGCCGUCAACGUGACCCUGGACGCGGCGCGGGCCGGGCGGCGUGAUAAAGACGGGCGGACGUCCGUCGACGCGCUGGCCGCCGUUGAAGAAGCCGGCGGUGACAUACACCUCGUCGACGCGUCGGGGCGCUCGGGCUUGAUCGGCGAGAUCCUGGGCGUCUACCACGCCAAGGCCUGCGUCUUCGACGACGCGGCGCUGCUCACGGGCGCGAACCUCAGCGAGGAGUACUUCCGCUCGCGCCAGGACCGCUACGUCGUCGUGCGCGAUAGUAAAGUUGCGGACUGGUACGACCGCGCCGUGCGCGCGGCCGCGGCGGCGCCGGACGCGGGAGAACGGGCGCGGGCGCUCCGCGAACUCUGCACGGGGCCCGCGCCGGCGCCGCCGCCGCGGCGCCGCCGCUUCCACCGGUCGCGGCGGCGGCCCGCGGCGACGCUCUUCCCGACGGCGCAAGUGCGCGACCUCUUGGAUCUCGACGCGCGGGCGCUGUCCGCCGUGCUGGCCGCGAGUCCGCGCUGCGGCCUCUCCACGGCCUACGCGAACCCGCCGCCCGCCGUCGUCGAAGCGCUCGGGCGGGCGGCCGCGACGGUCGUCGUGCCCUCCCCCGACACGCACGGCUUCGCCGGCGCGACGGGCGCCAAGGCUUUCCUGCCGCUCGCGCACGCGCGCUUCGCCUGGGACCUCGCGACGAAGCUCAAGGGGUCGGGCGACGUGCGCGCGUGGGCCGCGCCGCGCGAGACCUACCACGCCAAGGGCUGCUGGGCGUUUUCGGCGGGCGACGAGCGGCGCGUCGGCGCGACGGUCGUCGGGUCCUCGAACUGGAACGUGCGGUCGCAUCGGCGCGACGUCGAGCUCGGCGCAGCGUUGGUCGUGCGCGACGGCGCGUUGCGGCGCCGCCUCGGCGACGAGUGGCGCCGGUUGCGGUCGCGUGCCCGCGAUCCCGUGGCGGCGCCGCCGGCCUGGACGGCGUUGUUGCGUUUUUUUUUGCGGCCCUUUGCCUAG